Messenger RNA from Physella acuta, 7013 nucleotides. RefSeq names its product putative phospholipid-transporting ATPase IA. The record is from RefSeq and is a predicted model, not a curated record. Gene Ontology annotation, molecular function: ATPase-coupled intramembrane lipid carrier activity; ATP binding; magnesium ion binding. Gene Ontology annotation, biological process: phospholipid translocation. Gene Ontology annotation, cellular component: trans-Golgi network; plasma membrane. Lineage: Eukaryota; Metazoa; Mollusca; Gastropoda; Physidae.
AGUUGAUAACGGCAACUUCCUGGUAUCAUCAUCGUAAUCAUUGUAGUUUGUACUUGUAGUAAUGCGUUUCAAUGGAUAAAAAGCACGAAUUUAAAAAUGCUCUAAUUGGUGAACCUAUUGAUUACAGCUUUAAUGUACUUUUUAUAUGAACGUUGUUGGAGUUGCUCACCUUCUAAAUGUCGGACCAUAUUGAGAAAACAGUUGUUCCGGGUAAUGCUGGACCCCGAAGUUCAGUGUUGUCAGCUGGCCAACCAGAGAGUUCACAAUGUAAUACACUUGAAAGCAUCGAUGAUAAAUCAGAUGAAAUUGAUGGACUAAAGAGUUUUAUGCAAAGCAGUGGUCCUGACUACCAGCCUCUACAUGAUCCAGAUUUGAGCACUGUACUCUCCAGGACCAGUUCCACCCAGUCCUACCCUGCCUCCGCCCAAAACCGUCAAAUUUUCAUCAAUGCAGAAUGUCAGAAAUUUUGCUCAAAUGAAAUCAGCACUGCCAAGUACAACGUAUUCACAUUUUUACCCAAGUUUUUGUUUGAACAGUUCCGAAAAUAUGCCAACAUCUUUUUCCUCUUUAUUGCUCUUAUGCAGCAAAUUCCUAAUGUAUCACCUACGGGGAGAUAUACAACCGCAGUACCUCUUAUGCUCAUCCUCUCUGUGUCAGCCAUCAAGGAAAUUGUUGAGGACAUUAAAAGACACAGAGCGGAUGGGAGUCUUAAUAACAGAGCAACACAUGUUCAUAGAAGUAACAAAUGGAUGGAGGUGAAGUGGAAAAAUGUCAUUGUGGGAGACAUUGUGAAAAUAGAUGAUGGUGAACAUUUUCCUGCCGACCUUAUCUUGUUGUCUUCUAGCGAGCCUCAAGCUAUGUGCUAUAUAGAAACUUCUAACCUUGAUGGAGAAACAAAUCUCAAAUUGCGGCAGGGUUCUCCGGCUACCUCCAACAUCGUGACAGGGGAACAGCUAACAGAACUCCGAGGGAUGGUGGAGUGUGAGCAGCCAAACAGGUUCCUGUAUGAGUUUGUGGGGAACAUUCGCAUUGGCAGCAAAAAGAACUCUCUUAAAAAUGACACAAGUUUUUGGCGUCGUACCCGUAAGAGCAUCAAACGUGACAAUAAUGCAAUGUGUAGCAGCAUGAAACCUGUACCAUUGGGCCCAGAUCAGAUUCUGCUGAGAGGCGCUUGUUUAAAAAACACCAGCUGGAUUUAUGGUCUCGUCAUCUACACUGGACCCCAGUCAAAGUUGAUGCUCAACUCCACAAGUACUCCUCUUAAAAGGUCUAAUGUGGAAAAAAUGACCAAUAAACAGAUAUUACUUCUGUUCCUCAUGUUGGUCAUCCUGGCAUUGGUCUGCUCUGUGGCUAAUCACAUCUGGGUAAAAGAAAAUGAAAAUGAGCACUGGUAUCUCUUCUAUCAUGCAAAACUUCGUAAUUAUUAUUAUGAACUAGUAAAAACCAAUUUUGGCUACAAUCUGCUGACCUUCAUCAUCCUGUACAACAAUUUAAUUCCAAUCAGCUUGCAAGUCACCUUAGAAAUGGUCAAGUUUGUUCAAGCUAUCUUCAUCAAUUGGGAUUUAGAUAUGUAUUAUGCCAAGACCAAGACGCAUGCCAAUGCCAGAACAUCAAAUUUAAAUGAAGAACUUGGUCAGAUCAAGUUCAUAUUUUCUGACAAAACUGGCACUUUAACACAGAACAUAAUGAGGUUCAGCAAAUGUUCCAUUGCUGGAGUUUGUUACGGGGACAAUGCUGAGAGUUCUGUCCAGUUCAAAGAUGACAGGAUAUUGCAGAAUCUCAAGUCCGGCCAUGCUACAGCUCAAGAAAUUAAUGACUUUUUAACCCUGCUGUCUGUGUGUCACACCGUUGUACCUCAGGUGAAUGCCACAACAGGCGAGGUGAAUUACCUGGCCUCCUCACCAGAUGAAGCAGCUUUAGUGAAAGCAGCUAAAGAUUUGCAGUAUGUCUUUACAACACGGACACCAGAAAAUGUCAUUGUCAAUGUAAUGGGGGAGCCUAAAACAUAUAAAAUACUUAGUGUUCUAGAAUUUACAAGUAAAAGAAAACGGAUGUCUGUGGUAGUGAGGACACCAGAAAAUAAGAUUGUCUUAUUUUGUAAAGGCGCGGACAAUGUGAUCUAUGAAAGACUAGGAAGUCAGGACUUCACAGAAGAAACCCUCAAUCAUUUAGAACAAUUUGCCAGCAUUGGCCUGCGGACCUUGUGUAUAGCAAUGGCUGAAAUUACUGAGGAAUUUUAUGAUGACUGGUCUCACACUUUCCACAAGGCCAGCACCUCCAUACAAAACAGGGAAGAGAAGCUAGAACAAGCUGCUGAACUUAUUGAAAAAGAUUUACGCCUGAUCGGGGCAACAGCUAUAGAAGAUAGGCUACAAGAUGGUGUGCCUGAAACUAUUGACACCCUGAGUAAAGCAGACAUCAAGAUCUGGGUCCUAACAGGGGACAAGCAGGAAACUGCCAUCAAUAUAGGAUACUCUUGUAAACUACUGAAUCAAAAUAUGGAUCUGAUCAUCGUCAAUGAGACCUCAUUAGAUAGUACACGAGAUGCUUUAAUUCGCCACAAGGGCCAGUUUGGAGAAAGUUUAGGGAAGGAGAAUUAUGUAGGACUUAUAAUUGAUGGCCAAUCUCUGAAAUAUGCCCUAACCUGUGAUUGCAAGCAAGACUUCCUUGAAAUAGCAUUAAGCUGUAAAGCUGUUAUUUGUUGUAGAGUGUCACCACUACAAAAAGCUGAGCUGGUUGACUUGGUCAAAGUGUCACAAAAAGCUAUAACACUGGCCAUAGGAGAUGGUGCUAAUGAUGUUGGCAUGAUACAGGCUGCCCAUGUUGGUGUUGGCAUCAGUGGAGAAGAGGGUCUGCAGGCAGCAUGUGCAUCAGAUUAUUCAAUAGCCCAGUUCCGUUUCCUUCAAAAACUGCUGCUGGUUCACGGAGCGUGGAGCUACAGCCGUGUUUGUAAACUUAUACUUUACAGCUUCUAUAAGAACAUAUGCUUGUAUGUGAUACAGUUUUGGUUUCAACUGAGCAAUGGCUAUUCAGGUCAGAUUCUCUUUGAAAGGUGGUCACUAGGUCUUUAUAAUGUGAUAUUCACUGCUGCACCACCUUUAGCCAUGGGCUUGUUUGACAGAUUCUGUUCUGCUGAGACCAUGAUGAAAAAUCCUAUUUUAUAUAAAGAUUCACAAAAUGGCGUCCUCUUCAAUGUUCUGACAUUUUGGAUCUGGAUCUUCAAUGCUGUUUUCCAUGCAGUGGUGCUGUUUUGGAUGACUGUAGCAACACUAAGAACUGAUAUAGCAUUUUCUGAUGGCAAAGUUGGAGACUACUUGUUUUUAGGAAACUUUAUCUAUACAUAUGUUGUCAUCACAGUAAGCAUUAAAGCUGGACUGGAAAUAGUGGCUUGGACCUGGCUGACCCACCUGGCAAUCUGGGGGAGCGUUGCAUGCUGGUUUAUAUUCCUGGUCUGCUACAGUCAUAUUUAUGAAAUAGUGCGCCUCUCUCCAGAAAUGAUUGGAAUGGAUCAAUAUGUACUCGGCUGUUCAUUAUUUUGGUUGGGUCUUCUAAUCAUUCCAUUUACAGCACUGCUGAGAGAUAUCGUAUGGAAAGUAUUUAGGAGAGAGUUCUUCAAGACCCAUAGGCAGUCAGUGCAAGAAUUAGAGUUGGCCCACAAAGAAAUCAAGAUAGAGUCGGCACUUAGGAAAAGAUUGAGACCAAUCUCUGAGAGAGCAAGACUGUUAAGCAGAAACUUGAUAAACCUCGGAGACCGCAUUGUGGGUGGGGCACGUAGGAGCCAGGCCAAUGCUUCUCCAGAAACUGGCACAGCCCGUGCAUAUAGCAAUGAUUUAGAGGAGCCCCCAUUUACUGUAGGGCAGGAACUUGCACAACAUAUAGGCCAGGACUGUGGUCUGUUUGGUAUUUACAAUGCUAAAAAUAUUCAGUGUGUUGUGGAUGAAAUAGAAGAGCCUAGCGAGAUGGAUUUGCUUUCUCCCAAGAAGAACAUGGUGUAGUGAAUCAGGCUGAGUACAUCCGUGCAUAUGAUACAAGACAAGCUAAGCCUGAAGGAUACUAGGACCAAAGAUUCUAUAUUGAUUCUUUUCUUCUCUACUCUCUGUCCUGAAGAAAUAUCCUUGUGUCUAUGUGGUCUUGUGGACAAAAUGUUUUAGAGUAAAGCCUCCUUACUGUUGAAGCCCUUUAGACAAUUGUGACUGAUGUUUUGUUUAUGGUUUGUUGCUAUUACUUAGUUCAUCAUUCCUGAACUUUGCUUUAAUACGUGUAUUUAUUAAAAGCUAACCUUGUGAAAAGUAUGUUUUGCUGUGUAUACUUAACCCCUUGAUUUUUCUAGUCAUUGCAAUUUGAUGUCAGACCCCUUUUUUUUAACACUAAAAUAAUUCCUUUAUCAUUAAAAAAUUUAUUAAUUAUUAAUGUAUCUUUUUUUAAUAGUUGGAAUUUUUCUAAUUAACCAGCAACAAUGAUUUAUAUAAUAAUAUAAUUAGAAAUUCUAAUUACUUUAUUUUUAUUUUAGUCAUUUAAUUAAAUGCAUGACAGACAUGGGAGAUAACCUAUGUCUUUUUACACUCAACAACCGUGAACAAGCCUAGUAUGAUACUCCUACUCCUACACAUUUUACACCCUCUGAUAAAAGUGUUUUGUGAAGUCAAAUAACUGUUUCUUUAAUCAAAUUUUUUUAAUACUUAUCUGACGAACAAGUUUUAUUUAAAGCAAUACACGAAGGAGUGCCUGGACUGAACUAAGGAUCCUGUGAACCAAUGUGCUGUGUGUGACUUUAUUUUUCUUUUCUUUCCUACGGCUUAUCACACUGCUAAAAGCGUUGUUCUUCCAAGACUCUUCUUUUUUGUCUGGCACCUUCAUUUAACUUAUUUCCUAAGAUCAAACAUUAAAAACAGUCUGUAGCAUGAUAUGGGUGUUUGUUUUGAUACAAGCCAUUUGUUGCAGAUGAAGUAUAAGUUUUGUAUCAAUUGAAUUGAAUUUUUAUAAUUUUAAUACAUUUAAAAUCUUUUUUUUAAGGUAUUAUUUGAAUUGUAUUUCACACAUUUUAAAGUAUUUCUCAUGUUUAGUAGUUAUAUUAAUUUUAUGAAAUGUGAUGCAUUUAUGUAGUGUUCUUUAUUUUUCUAAACUUUAAUUUGCAGUAUUUUAAUAAUGCUCAAUUAUUUGCCAUGAUUCUUAUAUUAUUAAUUUUUUAUAAUCUUAAUUUGUGUCAAUUAAAAAUUGAACAAGUGUGUGUUUGAGAGAGAGACUAAAGGAGAAUAUGAUCUCUUUUUUAACUUAAACAGCAUCUAUCCAUUAAUCUUUCCUAAAUUUUUAUAAAUAUUUCACACAUUUUUUCCAAACCUGUUACAGACCAUUUAUUGCAGUAGGUUACCUCUUCAUUACAUUUUUUGUCUUGUUUUUGUCCUUUGGUAGUUUACAAUAGCGUUGGAACUCCUACUUACUGCAUAUACUUAAAUUACUGGUCAGAUCUUUAAUAAAUUUUUCUCUAUUUUUUUCUAGAAAGUUUUAUGUGUUGUCCAUAUCAAUGUGUCUCAAUAGGCCAUUAUUUCACUUAUUCUCAAGUGUUGGCCUAAGAUAAGUAUUACACAAUUUCUUGUGGUUAUUAUAAAAGUAAUAUAUAUAUAUAUUUAAAUUAAUUAUCUCUCAGCGUUUUUGAUUGUUACAUUUGUGUGCUGUUUCAAUUUCCAGUUGAUCUUAUCAUUAAAAGAUUAUUUUGUAAAGCUAUGUCAAUGAUCUUAAAUUUUUUAAUUUUAGUUAAACAAGCAGUGAUUUUAUUAAAUGUAUUGAUAAGUGUUAAAAUCCUUUUAAUUUUAAGAACUAAUGUCUGAAUAGUGAGAACUAAAAACUGGUAACUGUUUUAACCUGGUAUCCCCUUUGUCUAAUAAGAUCCAUACUGAUCAGGUACUGAACAAGCAUGAAAUAAUGAAUCUCCCGAUUAACUAGGUGACAGUAAUGCACUGCCUCCCCUUGUGGGGACAAAUAUUUUAAGAAAUAAGCAUCUUCUCCAUUGGGUAGAUAUCUAAAAGACCAUUCUACUCAGGGGGGAGGUGUGCCCACAUGUGGGCACUGAUACCUGGGGUGUUCUGUACAAGUACCAAUGUUUUCUGACAGAAGAGUACCCUGUAAAAUUCAUGUGACCAGAAUAACUCGCUAGAGCUUUAAUGUGCAGAUGAGUGGGUGGACCUGAAAGUGACCUACAAGGGAACUUUGAUGUACAAGUUAGAUUUCCAGCUCCUUAAAUAUAGAGAAACUAGUAAUUUUGACAUAUUCAGAAUAAGUGACCACAUUGUAUUUAGUUCAGCCAUUCCUUUUGUUUUAAAGUCUGUGUAUGGCCUCAUGUGAUGAAUGGAACUCUGGGAAUAUUUUUCAUCUUUUAUGGUAUCUUCAGGAAUGUUCCUGUUUCUUUUAGUUAUUCAACAUUCCUAAAAAUAUGUUGUUAAAAAGCAAAAUAAUUUUUCACCCUGGUAGUCACGUCUAAGCAUAUACCAUACAGAGAUGCUAAUGAAAACUACAUAGAUCUACCACUUUCUGGGCUUCCAAAAUAUAUAUGUAUGCUCUAAAGUAGUACUCAAUUCAUAGCAGAUUCAGAACCAGGUAAAAUAAAAUCCCUCUUUGUUUCAAUUUGAAAAUAUACACAUUUUGUAAAACUACAAUUAAACAUUCAUGUAUUUUCAGUUAAAAUUUGUCAAAUAUGUACUAUGAAUUAAGUUUUAUAAUAUGUGCAAAGAUUUUUUUUCAUGUCGAUCAAAAUGUUUUAAUUAGAAAUACAUGAGAGGUUUGUCCAGUUAUUUUAUUUUCCUUGCAGUCUUUUAAAAUCUUACGAUGGCAAAGGCUUGAUGGUGUACUUCGAUCCUUUAUUUUUUUUAAGCUUAAAUUUAAAAUUAACGAUGAUUAAUUUAUAAUACAAAAUACUUAAUCUAAAUUUUAUGUGAAGAAUGUGAUAAGUGUUGUGUUGUUGCAUUGUUGUGCAUUUUUGCCUUCUUGUAACAGCCAUGAAAUAAAGUAAUCUAACAUGA